Corapipo altera (White-ruffed manakin) is the source of this 6662-nucleotide messenger RNA. It is a transcript of the gene GZF1, whose product is annotated as GDNF inducible zinc finger protein 1. The record is from RefSeq and is a predicted model, not a curated record. Gene Ontology annotation, molecular function: protein binding. Gene Ontology annotation, biological process: regulation of cytokine production; regulation of immune system process; negative regulation of transcription by RNA polymerase II. Bases 248 to 5284 code for a protein of 1678 amino acids. The transcript is spliced from 13 exons. NCBI's taxonomy places the organism in Eukaryota, Metazoa, Chordata, Aves, Passeriformes, Pipridae.
GCCCUGAGAGGCGGCUCCCGCUGGUGCCAAGCGCUGGGUUAAAACAAUUCCCGCUCUCUGGUUUCCCUGCAGGAUUUAAUAAAUGAAAACGCAGAAAAUGCGCGCGGCUCUGCCGGCGGCACAAGGAGGAGCAACACGGCGCGGGAUCAUUCCCGGAGGAUGGUGAGCCGUGGUCCCGUUCCAGCCGGGAAGCGGGCGCGGCCUGGAUUUCCUCGUGGGAGGAGCCUUUCCAGGGCUGUAUCGAAGGAUGGAGAAGAAGAAAAUCCUGAUGAAGUCCAAGGUCGCUGCUCCCAACCUGCUGAGGGCACUGCAUUCCCUGUACCAGUUCGGGCACCUCUGUGACGUGACGGUCCACACCCAGCAGCUGGGAAUUCAGGAGGAGUUCCUGGCUCACAAAGCUGUCCUGGCGGCUUCCAGCAACUAUUUCAAGGGGCUUUUCCUGCACGAGGAGAUGCUGGACACCAAGACUUGCACGGUGACCCUGCAGGACAUCUACACGGAAGAGUUCACCUCCUUCCUGGAGUUCGUGUACACCGCGGAAGUGGAGAUCGAAGCGGGAAAACUCCAGCGGAUGAAGGAAAUAGCCGAGAGGCUGGAAUGCAAGGAUCUGCUCGACAUCUGUGAAGAAGUGAAAGCAGAGGGCAGGAAGGGCUUGGAUUUGAGCCUCCACCUGAAAGGACAGAGGGGUGAAAAUGGUGGAUCCCAGUGGCCUCACGUCCAGCACGAGGAGAACCCCGGCCUGAGGAGCUCUUCCCAGGUUGUGGCAAUUCCUGUGCAGAGGAAACUUUGGGACAGGCAAAACCAUAAGAAGUUGCUGGCGGGCCUUGAGCUCAUUGGAGGCCAAGCAGCGGGUCUGGAGCAGGAGGACACUGGUUUUCCAGACCCAAAACCCAGGACAGCAAAGCUGCCAAAAUGUAACAAUCCAGAUUCCACAAACGCACUCGGUGUGGAUAUCGUUAGUCUGGAAAACGAGGACAGUCGCUCCCUCCUGAGUCAGACUGAGGCACAGGGAGCCUGUGUUGUGAUUAGGAACACUCUGCCUGAGCAGUGGGAAGAUGGAAAGAGUUUAAUUUCCCAGUUUUCCACCAAAACAGAACGCAGGAAGUUGCCGCGGCACGCGGCGAAAAUCCCAGCGCCGGUGGCGCGCGGGAAGCGCGACGAAUCCUUCCGCGUCCUGGAGCAGUACCGGGAGCACGUGGAGCUCCGGCACGACGCCAGCCUGGCCCUCGGGUCCCGCUGCGAGAGGUGCGGGCAGCGAUUCCCGGCUCCGCGGAACCUCCGGCAGCACCGCGAGCGCGGCUUCUCCUGCCACGCCGGGGUCACGCGCCGCAGGGACGCGGCCGAGCGGAUCCGCAGGGCGCCCCUGGGGAAGCGGGAAUGCCGGGCCUGCCCCUACUGCGACAAGGUGGUCGGCUCCAAGUGCGGCCUGUCCGUCCACACCCGGACGCACACCGGGGACAGGCCCUACAAGUGCGAGCGCUGCCCCGCCAGCUUCGCCCACAGGUCCGCGUACACCACCCACGUCAGGAAAAUCCACGAGUCUGGGCAAGAGAGGAAGCUCCUGCCUGUCUACUGGAUGGUGGCCCCACCUGCACCUGGACCAAACGCCACGAGCCGUGACAAAGAUCCCGACAGAGAGCCUUGGGAUGUGACAUCAGAGGCCACGAGGAGUGAGGAAGAACCCGGGGGUUCAUCCGCUGCUGAAGCGGACCGGAGCAGGGAGCAAGAGGAGCAGAAUGGGAAACACAGGGAAGCUGAAGCAAGGAGUGAAGAAGGGGACGAAGAUGAAGGUGAGAUGAGUGUGAAGGGCGAGGAGGAGGGAGAUUACGAGGCGGGGUGCUCGGAAGUCGAAGGAGGUACAGCCAAAGAGGUGUGUUCCGAGGAGGGUGGCGGAUUCUCAAACGAGAAGGACGGCGAAGAACACGAAUCAGACGGAGAGUCUGAACUACAGAAGGUCAACAAAAGCGGGGCCAACAGGAACCCCCCCUACGUGAUCCGGUGCGAGAAGUGCCACGAGCAGUUUGUGUCCCGGAAGCGGUACGUGGAUCACUGCCGGGACGUGCACCAGUGCCCGCCCGGCAAGGUGUACCGGUGCGACGUGUGCGGCAAGGGCUUCGCCAGCUACACCAGCUGGAAGGAGCACCGGGCGUGCGUCCACACGGAGGAGAGGCGCUUCUCCUGCCCCCUCUGCAGCGCCACCUUCAAGCGGCAGCGGGACGUGCGCACCCACUCCGUGCGGAAGCACGAGGGCCGCGCCAAGCGGCCGCUCUGCUCCGUGUGCGGGAAGAUCCUCAGCUCCCGCACGGCGCUGGUGUUCCACAUGCGGACCCACACCGGGGAGAAGCCCUACGAGUGCGGCGUCUGUCACUCCAGGUUUGCGCAGCCGUCCCAGCUGAAGAUCCACACCAGGUCCCACACGGGGGAGAAGCCGUAUAUUUGUGAGGACUGCGGGGCUUCCUUUGCCGACAAAGGAAAACUCACCGGCCACAAAAGGACACACACAGGAGAGCGCCUGUUCAGGUGCGACGUGUGCGGGAAGCACUUUGCCACCAAGGAGUACCUGAAGUGCCACAAGCGCUGCCACAUGGGCGCCAAGCCCUACAAGUGUGAGGUGUGUGGGAAAACCUUCGGCCUCAGGGCCUCCCUGGCCCAGCACAGCAACGUCCACGCAGAGACCCGCCCCUAUUUCUGCGAGCAGUGUGGGAAGACCUUCACCCAGCAGGGCGCCCUGCGGCGGCACCAGCGCAUCCACACCGGGGAGAAACCCUACAAGUGCCGGGCCUGCGAGAGGACCUUCACCGACAUGUCCACGCUGCGCAGACACGCGGCGAUUCAUGACCGGAAUGCUCACUGGAGAAGUUUCUUAAUCGAUCUCACCACCAAAAAGGACCAUAACUGGUCCAAAAUAGAGACCUUUGGGGAAGCCCAUGCAGGAGGAGGCUCCGCCCCAGAGAUUUGGUCAAUGGACCAAGGGAAACUUUAUAAACCAGAAGGUGCCAAAACAGCAGCACAGGUGGCACCUGGUGCUGGGGACACCGGGGACACCGACCGCUCUCUCUUGUACUUCCCGCGCGCCGCGGCCGCGCUGGGGGCGGGCGGGGCCGUGGCGCGUCAGCGCUUCCGGCCGCGCCCGGGGCCGAGCGGGAGCAGCGGCCGGGAACGCACCGGGAACACGCCGGGAACGCUUCUUGCAGGGGGAAGAAAGAUGGAAAGCGCUCCGGUGCUGCUGGAGUCCAAGUCCUCUCCCAUCAACCUGCUGAACGAGAUGCACCAGCUGCGCCUGCUGGGCCACCUGUGCGACGUGACGGUGAGCGUGGAGUACCAGGGCGUCCGCGCCGAGUUCGUGGCCCACAAGGCCGUGCUGGCGGCCACCAGCAAGUUCUUCAAGGAGGUCUUCCUCAACGAGAAGGCCGUGGACGGGCCCCGGAGCAACGUGUUCCUCAACGAGGUGCAGGUGGCGGAUUUCGCCUCCUUCCUGGAGUUCGUCUACACGGCCAAGGUGGAGGUGGAGGAGGACAGGGUGCAGCGCAUGCUGGAGAUAGCCGAGAAGCUCAAGUGCUUGGAUCUCUCGGAGACCUGCUUCCAGCUGAAGAAGCAGAUGCUGGAGUCGGUGCUGCUGGAGCUGCAGAACUUCUCGGAGUCGCAGAACUCCGAGGAGGAAGGCGCUGCCCACCCCAACGUCCCGCCCGAGUCCAAAGCCGUGGCGGAAGCCGAGCAGGAAACUCCGGGUUCCCCCGUAGCCAGGCCCAGCCACGGAGCGUCCCCGGAGGCGCCGGCUGCCAAAUCCAAGGAGAAAAUGGACAAAAAGAAGGAAAUGCUGAAGGCCCCUUACGCCAAAAUCCGGAGGGCGAGCGGGAGGCUGGCCGGGAGGAAGGUGUUCGUGGAAAUCCCCAAGAAGAAGUACACCAGGAGGCUGAGGGAGCAGCAGAAGAACGCGGAGGCGGCCGCUGAGGGUGACAAAUACCCCGAAGAUGAGGAGCCGUGCGACCCGGAGGGCGAGGAGGAGCACGGGGAGGACGCCGCCGCCAAGCCGGAGGGCGCGGGGCGCGGCGGCAGCCCCGAGGGGAACCGCCCGAAGGCCGGCGAGGACAAAAAGAAGCGGGGCAGCAACUUCAAGUGCGGCACGUGCGAGAAGGAGUUCCUGUACGAGAAGAGCUUCCUGAAGCACAUCCAGCACAGCCACGGCAUCGCGGCCGAGCUGGUGUUCCGGUGCGAGACGUGCGGCCAGACCUUCGCCAACCGCUGCAACCUGCGGAGCCACCAGCGGCACGUCCACAGCAGCGAGCGCCGCUUCCCCUGUGAGCUCUGCGGUAAGAAGUUCAAGAGGAAGAAGGACGUCAAGAGGCACAUUCUCCAGGUUCAUGAGGGUGGUGGGGAGCGCCAUCAGUGCCAGCAGUGUGGAAAGGGGUUGAGCUCCAGAACCGCCCUGAGGCUCCAUGAAAGGACGCACACGGGCCACAAGCCUUAUGGGUGCCCGGAGUGUGAGGCUAAGUUUUCUCAGCCUUCGGCACUAAAAACCCACAUGAGAAUCCACACGGGGGAAAAGCCCUUUGUCUGUGAUGAGUGUGGGGCCCGGUUCACUCAGAACCACAUGCUCAUCUAUCACAGACGCUGCCACACAGGGGAAAGGCCUUUCAUGUGUGAAACGUGUGGGAAGAGCUUUGCCUCCAAGGAAUACUUGAAGCACCACAACCGGAUCCACACGGGAUCCAAACCCUUCAAGUGCGAGGUUUGCUUCCGGACCUUCGCCCAGAGGAACUCCCUGUACCAGCACAUCAAAGUCCACACAGGGGAGCGGCCGUACUGCUGCGACCAGUGCGGGAAGCAGUUCACGCAGCUGAACGCGCUGCAGCGGCACCACCGCAUCCACACCGGGGAGAAACCCUUCAUGUGCAACGCCUGCGGCAGGACCUUCACCGACAAGUCCACGCUGCGCCGGCACACCUCGAUCCACGAUAAAAACACCCCCUGGAAGUCCUUCCUUGUCAUCGUGGAAGGAGCAUCGUCGAAGAACGACGACGCCCACAAGACGGAGCUUCCCGACGAGGAGUACGCCGUGUCCCCCAAGAUCCCGGAGAAGCUGCUGUCCUUCCCUGGGAACACCCCCUACCAGAGCCUGGCAGCCGCCCCGGGCAGUGGGACUGCUGGCACAGACUGUAAGUCUUCCGGAGGGCCGGGAUCGCAGGAAGCCCUGAUGGGAACCACGCUGAGCGAGCUCGCGGUGCUCCACGCGCAGCCGGACUCUGUCCAGCCACAGCUCCACGCUCUGGUGAACAUGGAAUAGCUCGGGAUUUGCUGCCACUCCUUCAGCUGCACCCCUUGUAUGAAGCCCUUUGCCUGAGGGAAGCUGGUGGUGGGAAGCAGGUGGGAGUGGAUUUUCCUGAUUCCUCUGAAAAUUCGUCCCACAGCUCCAUCUCCUGGAGGUUCGGCAGGGCGACACUUCAAGGUCACUCUGCCGGGAAUCCCUGGGCGUGGAUUCCCUGGGAGUAGAAGGGGUGGCUCGGGGACCGUGUUCAGGUGGGUUUAUAAAGGUGGUGCAGGUUUGUUUUCCAGGUGAUUUGAUGCCACGUGGACAAUCAGGAGAACCGAGGUCGUGUUUCUCCGUGACAUUCACUGCAUUUUCCCCAGCAGAAAUUCAUCCAGGAGAUAGGUCUGGCCAAACUGCUUUCCAGGAAACCUUGGUUUCCCUCUGCUGUCGCCAAAGAUCCCAGCAGUGAGCCAGCUCACUCCUUGGGAAUACGAGGGGGAGCUUUGGAGUCUCUUUCCAGGAGUUUUGAGUCUCUUUAAGUAGCAAAAGGAGCAGGUGGAAGCCAAGUGCUGGUUUGUUUUUUCCACUUUUCCAUGAAAACUGGAGCAGUCUGGCACUUCAGUCUUCGCCUUCCAGCUGCUCCAGCUCACAUGGAAGUGGGCACUUAGAGACCAAAACAUCUCUUGGAAAAAUGUCUGGGAAAACCAACCAUUCUGGAAAAGGUUCAGUUCAGAGGCUUUUCCUGACUGGCACCUGCUGCUCCAUUUUAUUGGAAUAGGAUUCGGGGUAUUUGGGUAUUUUCCCUGGGUGGGGAAGGAGCCUUUGAGAGUUGUCAUCUGACAGGGAUGAAUCUUUUUUGGGAACAGCAACUCACUGCUGUGGUUUAAUGCUUCAAAACCUCGGGAUCAGCUUCCCAGUUGGCACCGUGUAAAAACCUGCGUCUUUUCCAGAUGAUUUUCCUGUUUCUUUUUGCCUGUUACCGUAGUAUUCCCACAGAAACUUUCUCAGCUGGAGCUGUGAGCAAAACUUUGGGAAAGGUGAGCACAAUCCACCCUGGUGUUGAAGGGCCUGUUGUCCAGCAAUAAACACACCCCCCCACACACUCCUGUGGCACAGAGAGCUAUUUUUGAUCCUAAAGGGAUGCCGGAGGUGUUGCCAUGGAAUUCUAAUGUAGAAAAAAAAAAAAAAAGGGAAUUUUUUUUUUUUAAAAAAGAGAGCAUUUCCAAGAGGUUAUAUUUGAAAUAUUUAUUCCUGGUGAAGCUCAGUUGCCCCCGGUGACCGAUGGGAAGAGGCUGUAGAUAUAUUUAAAUCCUGAGCGUCUGGAACUGGAGCCAGGGAAAGUUUUGUACUCCCGGGAAUGUAUGGAAGUGAGUUACUGUUUAACUGUUCUUAUUAAAAUAUGGGAAUAUUGAGA